This is a messenger RNA of Triticum dicoccoides, 489 nucleotides long. Its product is annotated as zinc finger A20 and AN1 domain-containing stress-associated protein 7-like. The transcript has a single exon. Gene Ontology annotation, molecular function: zinc ion binding; DNA binding. The record is from RefSeq and is a predicted model, not a curated record. Bases 1 to 489 code for a protein of 162 amino acids. Lineage: Eukaryota; Viridiplantae; Streptophyta; Magnoliopsida; Poales; Poaceae.
AUGGACGCAUGGGCGACGACGCAGAAGCGCAAGUGCCUGGACAAGGAGGAGACGGCUGGCAUGUGCGCCAACGGUUGCGGCUUCUUCGGCGCCGCCGCCACCGGCAACAUGUGCUCCAAGUGCUACCUGGACCACGUAACCCACACCGCUAACGCCAUGGCCACCUCGACCGGGCCUCCGGAGAAGAAGGCCAGGAUGAUCGUCGCCGUCCCGUCCUCUGAUGUUGCGGCCGCCUCCUCCACCGCCGCCGCAGUUGAAUCCUCUGCGACGUCCGUGAAGCAGCCGCCGGUGGCGGCGAACCGGUGCGCGACGUGCCGCAAGAAGGUGGGCCUGCUGGGGUUCCGAUGCCGCUGCGAGGCCACCUUCUGCAGCGUGCACCGCUACUCGGAGAAGCACGACUGCGGAUUCGACUACAAGACCGCCGGCCAGGAGCAGAUCGCCAAGCACAAACCUGUCGUGGUUGCGGACAAGAUCACCCGAAGGAUCUGA